AAAUAUAACAACAAACACUCCACCAAACGCGAAGCAAAAUAUUUAUAAAUAUACAACUAAACAAAGAUAUAAAACAUAAGAAUACAAAACUACAAUGAUCUACAAUUAAAAGCCAAUAGCUCUAUUCUUAACCGUAAAUGACAACGUAGCCUUCAAUCUGAUUAUAAAGCCCGGACUAAAGGAAAAUCAAGAAUUUGCUGCUUAAUACCAUAUUACGAAGGUGGGAGCGCAGAGGCGCCGCCAAAUUCCGACAAAUGUCUGGAUAAAAGCAACAACCAGUUGAUCAAUGGAUGAAAAUGCAGCCGUCGUCGUCAUUUUUGUCGUCGUCGUCGUUGUCCAUUUGUCAUCGCUUUUGUCAGCCUCAGCAGCAGCAGCAGAAGCAGCAGCAGAAGGCGGUGCCAGAGUCGGAGCCGCUGCCACACGAACAACAGCAACAGCAACAACAACCUCAACAGCAACUGAAACACCAAAGGGCAGCAGCAGCAGCAGCAGCAGCAGGAGCAGAAGCCGCAGCAGUCCAGCAGCAGCAGCAGCAGUUGGCGACACAGGUUACGCAGCUCUCAAGUCACGCCUAUUUUUGUACGCCCAUAUUGCUGAAGGCGCCAUCACAAGUGACGCUGCCGCUGCUCGAAUUAAGCCCAAGCACUCUGCCACUGCCUCAGCUGGCUGCGGCUUAGUACGCACCAGUUACUACAGUUAAUUGGCUAGCCAAACUAUUCUAAAGGUGCGCAGAUGCACAUGCAGCCUGCAGUGCCCAUCUAAACAAAAGCAACAAGCAACAAACCAACAAGGAAACAAAGAAACAACAAACACCAAAUUAACAAAGCACAAACGCCUCUCAACGACAACAACAACAACAACAACAAUAGUCAUCAACAAAGCACAAAUUCGCGUCUCAUUCUUAAACAACCAUAGCAAACAUUUACAACAACCACAACCACAACAACAACAACAACGCCCAACAACUUUAAACGGUCCCACGCGAUUUUUCAACAGGCGCCAGCGAUAGCCGCCUGCUAAUUGUAAAAUUUAGCAGUAGCUGACAAAAACAAAAUGGCGGAUGGGCAUUCAUUUGUGAAGAAGACAUUUCAUAAGCCAACUUACUGUCACCACUGCUCGGAUUUACUGUGGGGCCUCAUACAGCAGGGCUACAUUUGCGAAGUUUGCAACUUUAUUAUACACGAACGAUGUGUCACCAGCGUUGUAACGCCCUGUUCCGGCAUUGCGCCAUGCAUUAUAAAGAAUCCCGUCGCCCAUUGUUGGUCGGAACCAACCCAUCACAAGAGAAAAUUCUGCACCGUAUGCCGUAAGAGAUUGGAUGAAACACCAGCGGUGCAUUGUUUAGUUUGCGAAUAUUUCGCGCAUAUUGAGUGCCAAGAUUUUGCAGUGCCCGAUUGCACAGAGAAUGCAACAUACGUGCCAGGCAAGGAAUUGCUUAAUGUGAGGCAUCAACAUCAUUGGCGGGAGGGCAAUCUUCCACCAACGUCCAAAUGCGCCUACUGCAAGAAAACCUGUUGGUCUUCGGAAUGCCUCACAGGCUAUCGCUGCGAGUGGUGUGGCAUGACCACGCACGCUGGAUGUCGCAUGUACCUGUCAACCGAAUGUAAUUUUGGUAUUCUACAACCUAUCUACUUACCUCCGCAUUCAGUGUCGAUACCACGUACAGAGGUGCCCAUCGAGGCGAUCAUAGGCGUCCAGGUCAAAUCGAAGACGUCGCUCGUACGCGACUAUUCUUGUCCCAGCCCGGAGCUCGGUGCAGAGGCCGCGGCUGGUGAAGUUGGUGCAUCGGGUUUGUGUCUCAAGGAGCUCCUCGAGCUCCACAGACAGCGUCUUGAGCAAUCGAAACAACAUUUUUUACUUUCAACGCCGCCCACGCCCACAUCCUGUGGCUCCCUCUGUGUCUCACCCACGCCAUCGCUGACAGUGGGCGACACAAGCAACUCGCUAACCGGCGGCUAUCAGGAUCCGGACGAGCCAGAUGCCGAGGAGGACGACUACGAACAGCAGUGCAAUACGACGGAGCCUGAUAGCGCCUUUCAGCUGACCACCGCCUCCAGCAAUGUGGGCCCAGGGCCACUGCAAAAGUCUCCGUCGGCCAACUCCUCGUUGCAUCUGCUCUACACGAGUCUGUUCCGCAAGCUGAACCAUGCGCGCCGACGUCGACGUCGCGGCGCCUCGAACAGCGAGCAGGACGACGACGACGACGAUGAUUUGGAUGGCGGAGUCUGUGAUAUUAGCGGCGGCGACCUGAGCGACGAUUACGAUCAUUGCGAUGUCUCGCUGCGCAAGCGCUGCUCGCGUCGAUCGCCGCGCGACGUCAGCGAGACGGAUUACCAUGGCGACGUGGAGCUGGAGACGGCGCCGCGGGAAAGCUGCUACGAGACGUCCGAUACGGGUGGUGAACUCACCAAUACCGACGAUCUCGACUCCAGCAUGAAUCUGAUUAGCAACCUUAGCUAUAAUAGUAGUAAUAGUAACACCUCUAACACCUCCGAGCAGCGCAGGAAUCAAGCGCGCUCCACUGCCACAGCCACAGCCGCAGGCACAGCCACAGGCACAGGCACAGCCUCAGGCGCAGCCAAGGGCAAGGGCCCCGCCCCUGGUCCGCCCACGGCUGAUGCUUCACAUGCCUUAAGCGUGCUCGCCGGCCGCAACCCAAAGACUGCAGCUCUCUUGAAAGCGAAGCCGAAGCCCAAGCCCAAGCCCAUACUCAGUGCGCCCAAGCACAAGGGCGGAUCGGUGAGCUCACCCAAUUCCAGCGACUGCUCCUCGGCAUCCCCCGCACCGACCGCGGCGGUCCUGCAGCUGUCCCCUGUGGGCCGCAGCAAGUCGUUCCAGGAGCCGGGCAUCGCCCGCAGCAAGAAAUACGGACGCGGUCUGUUCCAGCGUCGACGCUCCAAGCGCUCGCCCAAGGGCGGCGCCAAGAGCAACUACAGCCUGGACAGACUAUCACAAAACAUUGAGAUAACCAUACAGGAUGAGGAUGGCAACUAUCAGCCAUACGAUGACAACUAUCACAUGCUGUCCGCGGCGCGUCUGCCCCACGAUACGGAUGCCGAUGGCUACGAUGAUGUGGAUUACGAGGAUUUGUAUCUGGACGAUCGGCCCCAUAGCGUCGGCGGCGUCGGCGGCUUAAGUGGCGAGGACAUCGCUGGCGAUAUCAGCGAUGGCGCUGCCAGCAGUCGAUCCCGUGCCAGCGAUGCCGAUGGCCAGGCACCGGGUCACGUGCUCGGCCGUUUGCUGCGGCGCGUGCGCGGCCUGUCCGCCGGCUGGCGCAAGCCACGCUACCAGAAGCGCAGAGCACGCAGUAUAUCGGAGGAGUUUAGCAGCGGAGAUGCGCCCCGCUUCAAGGACGAGGAAUCCCUGGGCAAGGGCGAGUCCUCGCAUGGCAUGAACGCCCAAGGCGGUGCCGGUAGCAGCAGCGGUGGCGGAGGCGCAGCUGCUGCCAGCGCCAGCGGCACUGGUCCUGGCUCAGGUGGCUCUUCCACACAGUAUCGAGCCGAGCCGACGGGCCACAAGUCCGAUAAAUCGGAAAAGGACCGAGAGAAAAGGGAAAAGGAACGUGAAGAGAAAGAUAUAGAGAUGAUCAAGGUGUUUGAUGGCAACAACUCAUUCCGACGCCAGCAAUACCGUGCGAUCGUCGUUCAGCGCACAUACACGCUGGAGCAAUUAUUGACCACCGCCUUGCGAGCUUUUCACAUCACGCGCGAUCCGCAGGCCUUUUAUCUGACCGAUAUGUAUGCGCCCGCUGGCAUGGAAGACACACCGCUGCAGGAUCCGACACCCGUGUUGAAUCUAACACACUUGGAGGGCAAGCGACCGGCCAUCUAUUUGAGGUUUCACGACAGGGACAGGGGACAUGUGCGUGUGUAUCCUGGCAAAUUGCAGUGCUCGCUGGAGGAUCCCUAUGUCAAUGUUCCUGUGGAUAAUACAACUGUCAUCAAGGACUUGAUACGCGACGCUCUCGAUAAAUUCGGUCUACAUGAUAACCAAAUACAGGACUACAGAUGCUCGGAAGUUUUGCUCGACCGCGGCGUUACCGAGCGCAUACUCUCGUGGAACGAACGUCCCUGGGAUAUAAUGAAGCAUCUGGGCAAGGAUUCCAUACGUCAAAUGGAACUGAUGCGCUUCUACAUGCAGCACAAACAGGAUCCCCAUGGACCAAACAUUGCGCUCUUUGUGGGCAACCUGCCCACAGGACUCUCGCAGCGCAACUACGAGCAAAUUUUAAACAAAUAUGUGACUGAUGAGAACAAAUUCAUCAGCAUUGGACCCAUUUACUAUGAGUACGGCUCGGUCGUGUUAACAUUCGAGGACGCUCAAAAGGCGGUUCGCGCUUUCUACAACCUACGUGAAACGAUCAUUGAGGACAAAAAGCUACUGGUCUUGCUAUUGCCAAAUAUUGAACCCAGCAUGGUACCCUCCGAUGUCAGGCCACUGUUGGUCUUUGUAAAUGUGAAAUCCGGCGGCUGUCAGGGCCUGGAACUAAUAUCGAGCUUUCGAAAACUACUUAACCCGUACCAGGUCUUUGACUUGGACAACGGUGGUCCGUUACCCGGGCUCUACGUUUUCCGCCAAAUCACCAACUACAAGAUCCUGGUAUGCGGUGGCGAUGGCACCAUUGGCUGGGUGCUGCAGUGCUUGGAUAACGUGGGCCAGGACUCUGAAUGCUCUAGUCCGCCGUGCGCCAUUGUGCCGUUGGGUACAGGCAACGAUCUGGCACGCGUUUUAUGUUGGGGCUCCGGCUACACCGGUGGCGAGGAUCCCCUAAAUAUGCUGCGUGAUGUCAUCGAGGCCGAGGAGAUUAGAUUGGAUCGUUGGACCGUCGUCUUCCAUCCGGAAGAUAAGCCCGAAGAGCCGGCUAUGAAGGCGCCCUCACAAACCACUGGUAAGAAGAAGAAGGCGCACCAAGCACAUUUAUCGCAACAAACAAAUCAGCAUCAUCAAUUACCGGCUCUGACAUCGAGUGAUAUAUCAGGCGGUGCCCAAAACGAGGACAACUCCCAGAUCUUUGUAAUGAACAACUAUUUUGGCAUUGGCAUCGAUGCUGAUCUCUGCCUGGACUUUCACAAUGCUCGCGAGGAGAAUCCCAAUCAGUUCAACUCACGGCUGCGCAACAAGGGCUACUACGUGAAGAUGGGACUGCGCAAGAUUGUGGGACGCAAAACGGUCAAGGAUUUGCAAAAGGAGCUUCGCCUAGAGGUCGAUGGCAAGGUCGUAGAUCUGCCACCGGUCGACGGCAUCAUCAUAUUAAAUAUAUUGAGUUGGGGCAGCGGCGCAAAUCCCUGGGGUCCGGAUAAGGACGAUCAGUUCAGCACGCCCAAUCACUACGAUGGCAUGCUGGAGGUCGUGGGAGUGACCGGUGUGGUGCACUUGGGACAGAUCCAGUCGGGCAUACGCACGGCCAUGCGCAUAGCACAGGGUGGUCACAUCAAGAUACACUUGAAAACCGAUAUGCCAGUACAGGUGGAUGGCGAGCCAUGGAUUCAAAGCCCCGGCGAAGUUGUGGUCCUCAAGUCAGCGCUCAAGGCCACCAUGUUAAAAAAGAAUAAACUUAAAAUGAAGCGACGCAACACGGAGCCAACCAUGCUCGUCGCCGGCUCAGCAACUCCACACCUGUCGCUGGCGCUGCCACCGAGCGUGGGUGAGGUGGGCGAUGCCGCCGAGGCAGAUGCGGGCCCAAAUAAUACGGACUUCUGAAUAUGGUAUAGCGAGCGUCUGAUUUAACGUGCUCAUUGCAGUGUUUACCACAUCCACACAGUCACACAACCACACCACUACACCACCACACCACUACACAACCACACAACCACACAGCAGCCACAAUCUCAUUGUCGAUUGCCAUAGCAACAGAUUGAACUAAAAUGAAAGCGAAUGAAACAAAUCAAAAGAAAAAGCCAAACAACUUUAAUCAAAAUUAACUCUUUUACUAUAUGUAUAUGUAUGUAUGUGUAUUUCUAUUCCUAUAUAUGUAUAUGUGUAUAGAGAUGGUGUCUAUGUCAUAGUCAUACUAUAUCAUCGAUCGUCUGCAAUAAGUACGUUAAACUCAAACAGCUCGAAACUCGUACAGUGGCUCGCGAAAGUAAUUGACGAGCAGCGCGGCCAACACUGUAACUAAAUAUAACAAAAUAUAUUUCAAAAACAAAAAAAAAGAAAGAAAGAAAAACAAACAAACAACUACAACUAUUAAAUACUAUUUAAUGCUAUAACUACAACAACAUGAACAAGAACAACAACUAUUACUAAUACUAUAACAGCAGCUGGGCGCAACUGCAAGCGUCAAAUUUACGCAUCAACUACUCAGCAUCGUAUGUGUAUGUGUAUGUAUGUAUGUAUGUGUACGCACAGGACAUGCAUAGUGUGUAUUGGAAGUAUGUGUGCAUGCGUGCUGUCGAUACGAUGAUAUAUUCAAAUCUUUAUUCCAUACACACACACACAAACACUCACACACACACUCACUUACUCACACACAGCAAUAGUCUGGCAAAUGUUGUAAGAAAAGAAAUUCAAGUUCAAUUAUGUUCCUUACCGUUUCGUUCCUAUGUAUGUAUAAAAGAAAUCAACGACAGAUUAGUGAUACCAUUAAUAAGCAAGAAGAAGUAAAAGCUAAAGAAUACCAAAAACAAAACCAGCGCAAAGAGCAUAGCAACAUAUAAAAUAGUACAAAAUUGAAUUGUUAAAUAAUUGUUUGUUGGUAUCAACUGACGAAAAGAAAAUAAUGAAUCGUGACAAAACAAAAGAACAAAAAUUAACGAAUUUGGCAACGGCAGCAAUGGCCGCCAGAUGGCGGAAUAGUGCUGCCCAGCGCUCUAGCGCAACCUACACGGAAAAGUAACAAAAAAAAAAAACGAAAACGAAAAAGAAAAAAACACACAAAAAGCUUAAACAUAAAUGUUACGACAGAUGCGAGAAAAUUCUUACGAAGCUUUUGUUUUCAACAAAAUCGCUGCAAAUUGCAUAGUAUGUAUAGACAUAUAAACCAUUAGGGACGCAACAAUUCGCAUAUGAAAAUCAAAAGAUCGUUAGACCAAACGGAACUAGCGAUAGAAAUUUUGUACUACAAAUUCGAGUGCACCGACCAUACACAUACAUGCAUAUGUAUAUAACAGGUGCAUGUGUAUGUAUGAAUGGGCAUACGGAUGUACGUACGAUAAGAUGCAUGAAAAUUAUGAAUGAGCUAAACAAAAAUCUGGAUUGUGCAAUUGGUAUGAAUUUUCUCCACUGUUGUGCAAAUAUUAUUCAAAGUAAACGAAUGCAUUUUCUUACAGAAAAACAAAAACAAAACAAACAAAACAAAAAAAAAAAAAAACAAUGUGCCUGAUUACAAAGUAUUUCUGUCCGAUUGUCCGCCUUUGGUGGUCGGCCAGUCGGUCAGUUAGUCAGUUUUUGGGGCACGUAAGUAUUUCACAUGCAUUUGAACAUUUUUGGAUGUUGAACCCACUUACAGAAAAAUGGAAAAACAAAAACAA
Molecule: messenger RNA, 7469 nt
Organism: Drosophila mojavensis
Lineage: Eukaryota; Metazoa; Arthropoda; Insecta; Diptera; Drosophilidae
Product: diacylglycerol kinase theta
Exons: 17
Coding region: 1054-5700 (1548 amino acids)
Biological process (GO): intracellular signal transduction; lipid phosphorylation; diacylglycerol metabolic process
Molecular function (GO): ATP-dependent diacylglycerol kinase activity; nucleic acid binding
Source: RefSeq, a predicted model, not a curated record